CAGCACUGCACUCCAGCGCCCACACUGCCCUGCCUGCCCCCCGAGAACCCGUGCCCCCUGCAAGCCAACUGAAACACCGGAUUCCAUUUGCCCGCUCACCUCGUCCGCCGCUUCCGGCCAGACCUGCGUUGUGGCACCCUCGAAGUUGCUGCCACCCGCCCUGUUGCAUGUCACGUCGUCGCCGUCAAUUCUGGUGCCUGUUGCCCUCCACCGCCUCUUCACCAUGACGAAUCCCAACGCGCUCCUGCUGCUCGCCGACCACAUCAAGCUGUCGCUCCUUGAGCAGCAGCGCGCCAGGACGCUGAACCUGCGGCGAGACUCGCAAGAUGGCCACAUCUCGCGCUCCCUGGAUCAGUUCCGGGAAGGCCUCGAAGCCCUCGAGAAGGAGCACCAGCGGCUGCAAGAAGCUGGCGAUGAGUCGAAAGCCGCUAGCCUAAGCGACACCCUCGCCUCCCUGCGCAAGCAAUACACCGACCUGUCGUCCCAAUUCCACGGCCGCCCCUCCCCGGCGACCACCUCGACGCUCACCCAGCCCAACGACCCUUCCCUGGCAGCCGACUUCGCCCACGCCCAGUCCUCCACCUCCUCCCACCCCGCCCCCCGAGACACCGACACCUCCUCCUCAACCCCAGCCCAAGCCCACGGCGCCCCCUCCAAAAAAGCAGUCCGCUUCUCCUCCCCAACAACCGACCUCGAAUCACAAACCCGCUCCACCCUCUUCUCCCAGCCCUACCGCGACGACCCGACCGCCAACCCCGCCGACAGCCUCAUCGACGACGACACAGCGGGCUACCGCGCGCACAUCGCGGCGGCGAACCUCUCCAACGCGCAGAUCCACGCCUACCACCGGCAGAUCCUGGACGAGCAGGACGCGCAGCUGGACGCGCUGGGCGCGUCCAUCGCGCGCCAGCGCGAGCUCUCCCUGCGCAUCGGCGACGAGCUCGACAGCCAGGUCGAGCUGCUCGACGAGAGCGAGCGCGCGGUCGACCGGCAGGCGGGUGCGCUCGGCCGCGCGCGGCGCCAGGUGGGCCGCAUCGCGCGCGGCGCGGCACGCAGUGGCGAGGGCCGCCAGCUUGGCGCGAUUGUCGCGCUGAUUGUCAUUCUUGUGGUGUUGAUUGUUAUUCUGAAGUGAGCGGGCUGGUCGGUUCUGGUGGGGGCACGGGGUGAGGUGGGCAGCUUCGUCGUCAGUCUGGGCUGGGCUUUUCUGGCGGCCGGGCUUUGUGUGUUUUCCUGUCCAGCGGAGUACAAGGUGGUCUUUCUUGGCGGAUUGCAGCGGAGGUUAACC
Molecule: messenger RNA, 1285 nt
Organism: Thermothielavioides terrestris NRRL 8126
Lineage: Eukaryota; Fungi; Ascomycota; Sordariomycetes; Sordariales; Chaetomiaceae
Exons: 2
Coding region: 224-1132 (302 amino acids)
Biological process (GO): vesicle fusion; intracellular protein transport
Cellular component (GO): endomembrane system; SNARE complex
Molecular function (GO): SNAP receptor activity; SNARE binding
Source: RefSeq, a predicted model, not a curated record